Molecule: messenger RNA, 552 nt
Organism: Macrosiphum euphorbiae (potato aphid)
Lineage: Eukaryota; Metazoa; Arthropoda; Insecta; Hemiptera; Aphididae
Source: the annotation of a GenBank genome assembly
AUGAUGACCCCUCCUCUAUCAUUCCGGACUAGUUUGAUUUUCGCCACAGCUGUCGUUUGCGUAUUGAUUUCGCUGUUGCCCAAUGCUAAUGGUCAGAUAGAUUGCUAUGAGUGUACAGUACAUCCACCAGAACCAUAUAUGAACCUAACGACCAGACUGUGUUCGAAAUUUGAUGGUUCCGAUCACUACAAAGUACACUGUCCCAAUUCGACGUAUUGCAUGAAGAAAUCGUUUCAACUUGAACUACAGGCCGGAAAAAUCGUCAAAGGAAAUGUGAGGGGUUGUGCGCCGCAGAAAUACGAUUAUCAGGUUUACAAGAACGGGUCGUGGAAAGUCGAGUCGGCCGUCGAGUACGACUCGUUCAAAAAGGGAUGCUUUUCCGGCAACGAUGACCAACUGAGGACGGCGGAUACGCAGUUCUGCUACUGUGACGAUAACCUUUGCAACAACGCCAAACAGACGACGAACUUUUCAAGUCACACUGACACUAUCGCCGUGAUCAUAAUUUACAAUAUCAUGAGGUUUCUGAAAACCCACACGCAACCCGCGUAA